This is a messenger RNA of Crotalus tigris (Tiger rattlesnake), 3204 nucleotides long. RefSeq names its product phosphofructokinase, platelet (gene PFKP). Gene Ontology annotation, biological process: fructose 1,6-bisphosphate metabolic process; fructose 6-phosphate metabolic process; canonical glycolysis. The transcript has 24 exons. The record is from RefSeq and is a predicted model, not a curated record. NCBI's taxonomy places the organism in Eukaryota, Metazoa, Chordata, Lepidosauria, Squamata, Viperidae. Gene Ontology annotation, molecular function: monosaccharide binding; AMP binding; fructose-6-phosphate binding. The coding region runs from base 122 to 2809 and encodes 895 amino acids. Gene Ontology annotation, cellular component: 6-phosphofructokinase complex; cytoplasm; membrane.
AUUGUGACUGAGGACAAGGUUGCAGACAGAACCAGAGUCCAGUUUUUUGAAAGAGACGAGAACAAAACUACAAAGAACCAGGGUCCAACUUUUUACCAAAACUAAACAAAACCUGCAGGCGAUGGCAGAACGCAAGAACCAGAUCGUGUGCAAGGUCAAGAUCCAAAGCGUCAGCGUCCGCGCCACGCACAGCCCCGCAGCCCAGGGCGCCGUCCAGCAGCAGCAGCAGCAGCAGCCGGAGACGUCGCCACCGCCGCCUUCUCCUCCUGCUCCUCCGCGGAAAUCGGCGCCCUCGCCCACCCUCGAAAUCUCCAAAACUAUGUCGAGCAAGAAGCUGUUCGAGGACCUCUCGGGCAGAGGCAAAGCCAUCGGAGUCCUGACCAGCGGCGGCGAUGCUCAGGGUAUGAAUGCCGCAGUCCGUGCAGUGGUACGCAUGGGGAUCUAUGUUGAAGCAAAAGUGUAUUUUGUCUAUGAGGGAUACCAAGGUAUGGUUGAUGGGGGUGAAAAUAUUGUUGAAGUUACAUGGGAGAGUGUUUCAAGUAUCCUCCAAGUGGGGGGGACUGUUAUUGGCAGCGCUCGCUGUAAAGCUUUUCGGACUCGCGAAGGUCGUUUGAAAGCAGCCUGCAAUCUGGUGAAACGUGGAAUCACAAACCUUUGUGUGAUUGGGGGAGAUGGCAGCUUAACCGGUGCUAAUCUCUUUCGGGGAGAGUGGAAUGGCCUGUUAGAGGAGUUGGCAAGAAAUGGUGAGAUUGAAGAAGAAGCUGUAAAGAACUAUGCUUACCUCAACAUAGUGGGAAUGGUUGGGUCCAUUGACAAUGAUUUCUGUGGGACAGACAUGACUAUUGGCACAGAUUCUGCCCUGCAUAGAAUCAUUGAAGUUGUGGAUGCCAUCAUGACUACUGCUCAAAGCCAUCAGAGGACCUUCGUCCUAGAAGUGAUGGGAAGACACUGUGGGUAUCUGGCACUUGUUAGUGCUUUAGCCUGCGGUGCAGACUAUGUAUUUAUCCCUGAAUAUCCACCUGAGGAAGGAUGGGAAGAUCACAUGUGUGCUAGGCUUUCUGAGAACCGUGCCCGAAAGAAAAGGUUGAAUAUUAUAAUUGUGUCAGAAGGAGCAAUUGAUUCCUUCAACAAGGCUAUCACUUCUGAACAAGUUAAGGAUCUUGUAGUGAAGCGGUUGGGGUUUGACACACGGGUAACCAUCCUUGGCCAUGUGCAACGAGGAGGCACACCCUCUGCUUUUGAUCGGAUUUUGGCCAGCCGUAUGGGAGUAGAGGCUGUCCUUGCCCUUCUGGAAGCCACCCCUGAAACACCUGCUUGUGUGGUGACCUUAUCCGGGAACCAGGCUGUCCGCCUGCCUUUAAUGGAGUGUGUUCAAAUGACUCAAGAUGUACAGAAAGCUAUGGACGAAAGAAGAUUCAAAGAUGCAGUAGAACUCCGCGGAAGGAGUUUUACCAACAACUUGAAUACCUACAAGCUCCUGUCUAACAAAAAGCCAGAAGACGAACUACCUAAGAGCAAUUUUACUGUCGCUAUCCUAAAUGUGGGUGCUCCAGCGGCUGGGAUGAAUGCUGCUGUCCGUUCUGCAGUGAGACUUGGAAUCACUGAAGGACACAAAAUGUUAGCUGUCACUGAUGGCUUUGAAGGCUUUUCUAGAGGGCAGAUUAAAGAAAUCAAGUGGGGAGAUGUUGGAGGUUGGACUGGCCAAGGAGGAUCAAUACUUGGCACCAAACGUACACUUCCUGGAAAGUAUUUGGAGAAGAUUGCAGAACACAUGCAUGCUUAUAACAUCAAUGCCCUUCUUGUCAUUGGUGGCUUUGAGGCAUACCUGGGACUCUUGGAGCUUUCUUCAGCCCGGGAGAAAUAUGAAGCGUUCUGUAUCCCCAUGGUUAUGGUUCCUGCAACCGUAUCCAACAAUGUACCUGGUUCUGAUUUCAGCAUUGGUGCAGAUACUGCUCUGAACACUAUCACUGAUGCCUUUGAGAGCUGCUUGAUGCUAGCUGAAGCCCGGGCCCGCUAUGAGGAAUUUUGCAUCCCAAUUUGUGUCUUGCCUGCAACUAUUAGCAAUAACGUCCCAGGCACUGACUUAAGUAUUGGUGCUGACACUUCCUUGAAUGCUAUUGUUGAGACCUGUGACCGAAUCAAGCUAUCGGCAAGUGGGACGAAACGACGCGUGUUCAUCAUUGAGACCAUGGGAGGCUACUGUGGCUACUUGGCUAACAUGGGGGCUUUGGCUGCAGGUGCAGAUGCUGCUUAUAUUUUUGAAGAAAAAUUUGACAUUCGGGAGCUACAGGCCAAUGUGGAACAUCUCACCCAAAAGAUGAAAACCAACAUCCAGAGAGGUUUGGUACUCAGGAAUGAAAAUAGUAGCGAGAACUACACAACUGACUUCAUUUAUCAGCUCUAUUCGGAAGAAGGCAAAGGGGUCUUUGAUUGUCGAAAGAAUGUGCUGGGUCAUAUGCAGCAGGGUGGUGCUCCUUCUCCAUUUGAUAGAAACUUUGGGACAAAAAUAGCAGCAAAAGCUGUGCUGUGGAUCUCAAAGCAACUGAAACAAAGCUACCGAAGAGGAAAGGUGUUUGCCAAUACUCCAGAAACUGUGUGCCUUCUAGGAAUGCGUAAGAGAAACCUGGACUUCCAGCCGGUGAUCAAGUUACAGGAUGAAACAGACUUUGUGCACCGAAUUGCUAAGGAACAGUGGUGGCUAAAAUUGCGUCCUCUGAUGAAGAUCCUGGCCAAAUACAAGGCCAGCUAUGAUAUUUCCGAUUCAGGCCAGCUAGAGCAUGUGGUGAGACCAACGGCAUCUGAAGCUUGAGUCUGCAACGCCAGGAUGUCCCUAAGUGGAACUUUUUUCUCCAUUGUGCAUCAACAAUGCUUUAGAAUAUGUGUUACAGCUUCUUUUUGUAACAUGUAAGUUAUUGUACCAGCACUUUACGUGGGAAACAAAAACUUCACCAUAUUAUCUGUUCCUGUUAUUUUUAGGCUUCAUCUACAGAGUGGGACACUCCAGCGCCUAACAUAACAAAGAAAACCCAGUUACCAAUGUGUUCCUUAUGAAUAAUCUGUCCAAAACCUGUUCUAUGCACUCAGUGUGAUGCUGUUUGUCUUUUGCACUUUUACCAGAUAGUGUUUACACUCAGCAUAGUUUUAUGUAAUAAAUAUUGAAAGACAUAUAUGUGAUCCAGCCAUAAUAAAUACUGCAUUAUCAUA